This is a messenger RNA of Zophobas morio, 2691 nucleotides long. RefSeq lists its product as uncharacterized. Lineage: Eukaryota; Metazoa; Arthropoda; Insecta; Coleoptera; Tenebrionidae. Bases 810 to 2660 code for a protein of 616 amino acids. The record is from RefSeq and is a predicted model, not a curated record. The transcript has 4 exons.
AGAAAAAACUUCAUUAACAGUAGUGGUAAUAGUGACAGUUUAUUUGUGUACGUACAUGUCUACGAACCUCUAUUGCACCUGGUGUCUAAAGACAGGUGGGUGUUUUUGUAUUGUAUCUAAAAUUAUUUGGUCAUUCUUCUGUUAUCCUUACAACUAUAAAUUAUAAAAUUACCUUAAGGUCGCAAACUUUUUGAGUUACAGUGUGUUAUAGCAUACUCUGUGUAGUUGGUACCACAAGUUUGAAAUGAUAUUGCGUCAAUUACCUAUUUUGUAAGAUAGAUCAGACCCAGAUGGACUCUCACUCUUUUUUCUUGUUUCAGUUCUGAAACUGAUAAACACGACACUGAGAUAAGUUUGUUAGUGAGUUAAAACCUUUUCCGAUCUAUUUCUUCUACUUCAAUGUAGUACAAAGUUUUCGAUCGCAUGGUCUUACAGUUGUUAUAUCUCCACUAUAUUUAAAAGAACCACAUGUAUUUAAAGUAUUAUAGGUACUUUUACAUGCCAAUUUGAAAUUCGAAUCGCGAUCCUGCUGAUACAUAUAAAGAACUGUUUCAUAUGGGAAUUUACACAUCCACUUCAUAAAAAAACGAAGGUGACUGUGGUUUUUAAUUUGACAGAUCGUUGAUGGAUCGUUCUUUGCAGUUAAAAAUCUCCAAGUAGUUAAAGUUAACACCAUUUUUAACUUUUGAAAUUAACAAUGUGCGUGUUGCAUUGUUAGAAUUACCUAUAACUUUCCAGGUAAAUAAUAUAGAAACGUGAUGACUGAAGAGUUAUAGUCAAAGAAUCGUUUAGUUAGAGAAUGAAACAAAAUGGUAAAAUUUAAGCACGCUAUUUUUUUCAUGGCUGGAAUAUGCAUCGUGCUUCUGGUUUAUUUGAACAACUACCUUAAAUCAGUCCAAAUGAAAGUUUUCAGAAACGAGGAACCAAACAUUAAUAGCUCUAAAUACUUAGUGGACACUUCGAAGUGCAAAAUUUUGGACGUAGAUCCAUUUGACCGACAAGUAAAAGCGUACCAUAAAAAAAUUGCCUAUUAUCCUUGUACACACAAGGAACUGUUAACAUAUGUAACUAAAGAUAAUAACGUCACCACGCUCCAUAUUAACACGAAGGCCUUUCCCCAGUACCAAGUAGAACGAGCAACUUGCUGCUCCAGGGAAGUACGUAGAAGAAUGAAUGCGUACAAUCCAGAUCGUUACUUUAUGGUAUCUAAGCCUAAGUGCUUUCGAAACAACGUAACGUUGGGAACUAAACCAGUCAUGGUAAGUUGUAGGAUGUCAAAACAGAGCAUAUACGAAAAUGUACACGCCCCAGUCACGAUUACUGAAAAAGUGAAAGAAAAAUUAGAAGUUGUCGAAUACAGAAAACUUUUUAGUGUGCUUUUAAUAGGAAUCGACAGUGUUUCGAGACUUAACUUUAUCAGAAGUCUCCCGAACUCGUAUAAGUUCCUAAUGGAUAACAACUGGAUAUCGUUCAUAGGUUACAAUAAAAUUGAUGACAACACUUAUCCGAACAUAAUGGCAAUUCUAACGGGAAAUAAACAAAAGAACUUUUCUAAUAAAUGUGACACUGAUUCAGCCAGUGGAUUAAACAAGUGUUAUAUGCUUUGGGACGACUUUAGUGAAGUAGGAUACGUUACCGCGUAUGCUGAAGACGAGGUUUCUUUGAGUACUUUCAAUCUGGAUAAAAUGGGGUUUCAGCAUUCUCCAACAGACUACUAUUUUAGACCGUACUUUCUCGCUAGCUCAACCCUAACAAAAUUUAGCUAUGAAGGACUAGAGUACUGCACCGGACCAGAGAGUACCGGCGAAAGAGUACUCAACGUAGCGAAAGACUUCGCUACAACUUUUGUAGAUUACCCAAGUUUUGGUUUAUUCUGGAUGAACAGUUUUAGCCACAACACUCUCAACAUGGUGUCAAUGAUGGAUGAUAAAAUAAGACAGUUCUUACAAGAUAUUACUAAUAACGGCGUCUUGGAGAAUUCUUUCGUGAUUUUUUUAAGCGAUCACGGGCUCAGAUGUACCGAUUUUCGAUACUCUUCCAUGGGGUGGCUGGAAGAAAGAUUGCCAUUUUUCUUCAUGUGGGUACCACGUCGAUUUAGAAAACAGUUUCCAAAUGAGUACUUAAAUUUGCAACGCAAUACUGCCAAACUGACAAAUCCGUAUGAUCUUUUCAUGACAUUGCAGCACCUGUUGGUACUAUCAGAUGUUGCCUAUAUAGAAAAGCCAAGUGUUGAUUGUCCAAAAUGUAGUUCCUUGUUCACGAAAAUGGCAAAUGAAAGGUCUUGUCAAGAUGCUGGUAUUGCUCAACACUGGUGUACCUGUUUGGAGUAUACACCAGUGAAUCGGAGUACAGAGUUCAUUAAAAAUGCAGCAGAUAUUGUGAUUAAUAAAAUACACGAAAUUGUAGAUGCGCGAAAAGCGGGACAUAAAUGUGCUAGAUUUCUGCUACACAAGGUUAUUGCUUCCAGUAUUUCUAAACAGACUCUUUUGAUAGUUAUAGAAACGCGACCGAAAGCAGCGUUUGAGGCGACUCUUUUUUUUAAAGGGGAAAAUGCGAGCCAUUUUGAUCACGUUGAUGGAAUAAGCAGAAUUGACAUUUAUAAAGAACACAGUUGGUGCGUAUCAGGAUACACUUUACCAAAAUUUUGCUACUGCAAAUAAAUCUGCAACAAGCAUUGUUAAUUAAUAAAAA